CAGGGUUACAUGCAUUGUUCACUCAGCUGAUAGAGAGAUCGCUACCGGUAAACCUCUUAGGGAUCUGAAUGGUUACUCUAGUCUUGCAACACUACUCACAAUGAUGCAGGAUCAGCCUCCAGCCCACCUCUUCUACUCUCUGCGACUACACACACUCACAGACAAACACACACAUGUUCACAUGCCCGUCUCCUGCCUGCGAUUAACGUCCAAAUCUUAAUUCUUGCCCACAUUCCUGAGUAAACCCCACCGCUUUGUCAGUCGUUGCUCCAUUGCUGCAUGACCACACGGGACUCUGCCACUGAGAGGACUGCACUUGUACAGGAACAUUUCACCCUGGGCUUUCCAGUUUUUCAUCCUGGUCAGUUUGGAGGACCUAAAUCAGAUGCUGCCUGAUGCCAAAUGGCUGCAACCUAACCAACCAAAGAAGAAAUAAAGCUAAAGGAAUUUCUUCCACUGGAUUUUGUUUGUUUGCCCUUGCAGGGCAGCGUCUUUAUUUUUUAUUUGAGUCAUCUUAAAUAACUUGCAGGUAACAAAGCCAACACCGGAAAGCAACACCGGAAAUACCUUUUUCAGUCCAGGAUCCAAAGAUGGACCCGUUUACAUUCAGUCCACGUUUGCGCUCAGACAGUAUGAGCAGCUCAGCAUCUCAGGGCUCCAGGUCCAAGAUGCUCCUCCGCCAGCGUUUGUCUCAGCUGCUGACCUGCAUAGAGGACAUGAGCUCUGACGACGAAGCCAGUGAAGAAGUGUCCCGCACGCUGGACGAAGCGUUUCAGCUCUGCGGGUGCUCCAUUCCCACAGACACAUUCAGGCUGCACAUGGCAACCUGGAACGUGGCCACAGCGGAGCCUCCUGAAGAUGUCACCUCGUUGCUGCAGCUAGAUGUCCAGCCCCCCACAGACCUCUAUGUGAUUGGCCUGCAGGAGGUGAAUGCCACCCCUGUGAGGUUUAUCUCUGACAUGUUAAUGGAGGACUCUUGGAGCCACGUCUUUAUGAACACACUGGCACCCAGAGGCUUUGUCAAGGUCACAUCUAUGAGGAUGCAGGGUUUGCUGCUGCUGGUUUUUGCCAAACAAAUUCAUCUCCCCUACAUCAGAAACAUCCAGACCACCUACACUCGUACUGGCAUCUUUGGCUACUGGGGUAAUAAAGGAGGGGUGACCGUGCGUUUUUCCUUCUAUGGCCACAUGGUGUGCUUACUUAAUUGCCACCUAGCAGCUCACAUGAACUACGCUCUGCAGCGUGUUGAUGAGAUUGAGUACAUCCUGGAGACACAAGAGUUUGACAUCGCUGACACCCCACAUGUCCGGGAUCACAAGUUGGUAUUCUGGUUUGGCGACCUGAACUUCCGCAUUGAAGACCACGGCUUGCACUUCCUCCGCUCGUCCAUCAACAAGGAGCGCCUUAAUUUGCUGUGGGACAAAGACCAGCUCACCAUGAUGAAGAAGAAGGAACCCUUCCUGCAGGAAUUUGAGGAAGGGCCAUUAAAUUUUAAACCCACCUACAAAUUUGCCCGUAACUCUGAAACCUAUGAUACCAGUGGCAAGAAAAGGAAACCAGCCUGGACGGAUCGGAUUCUGUGGCGCAUCAAACCCAAAAUCCUGCCUUCAGAGGAUGAUGAUGAGAAGGCAUCGACUUCUACUGAUGAUGACCUCGAUGAGUAUCCGCUCCUGGUCACUCAGGACAAGUACACCAGUGACAUGAGUUACGGAGUCAGUGACCACAAGCCUGUCAUUGCAACCUUCAGUCUGGAGCUGAGGAAGUGCUUUGACACGCCACUGGUGCACGUAUCUCCCCUGGGUGUAUGGAGCGCUGACCAGGAUGUACUUCUUAACUACACCAUCCAAGAGGACUUCAUGUCCUCCACAUGGGACUGGAUCGGCUUGUAUAAGGUGGGAUUCAAGAGUGUGUUCGAUUAUGAAACCUUUGUUUGGGUUAGAGAGAAGGAGUUGCCAGAGCUAAAUGAAGUCAUACAGUUAUCUGUGGAUAAGGAUGAGGUCCCUCUGCUGUGUGGACAUUAUGUUUUGGGUUACUACAGUACAAACAUGCAAAGCAUCGUCGGCCUCAGCGCUGACUUCCAGAUUCUGGAGUCAAAGCGUGCCGUCAUGGAAGGUCUCGUUCCUGACAACAUCAAUGGACUCAACGAAUAAGAACAAAUUCACCACAGCGCCACAUCGUAUUCCUCUCCCCUGCUGAUUCAGUUAUUUAAAAAUGGCCACCUGGUCACAUGGACUUUAAACUUUAAUUUGUUGUUUCCAAUUGUGCCUUUUAAAGAGUUCACCUUAAGUCAGAUUCACUCUUGAAGGAACAGUUUCUAUACAAAAAAAGUUUACCACUGUAAUAAAUGGUUUUGAAGCUUAUCCACAGGCCUUUUUUGCCCGUUUGAGCAAAAAAACAAAGGAAUAAGUUAAGUUUUGUUUGUGAAAGUAGUGGUCAUAUACUGCAGGUCAAUGCCAUCCUUGGUCAAAUUGUAUUUGAAAAUAAAUGGUUAUGUUUUGGUUUGGUCUACAUUAGUGCCAAUGCAGAGGAUUGUACAAUAAUUCUAAGAAAAAUCUGCUUCUCGUGGGAAACUGUUGUAUAGAAGAUUCUGUUGAUGCAGGCUGUUUCAUUAUAUCUGCUGUCCUAAUGCAGAAGGAUGUAAGAUUUAAAUUAUUGCUAUGGAUUAUUGGACCCAAGUGUUUUAAGGUGAAAUGGUAAAGAUAGGAGACACAUUUAAAAUAUUAAUCCUCUAAGAAAAUGUAAUGUUAGAUGUGGAUUUUGAUGUGGACUUUUACACUGAGGUGUUUGAGUCUUAUAUUGCUUUAUAACAAAUAUGUGUCAUGUACAUGAGAUCAUAUAGCUAAGUAUAAUGUGUACCAUGACAGACUCUAAGGCAGUGAACAGAAUUAUAUUAUUAAUAAAUGUUUCUUCUUAAUCGUGUUCUAAACUUCUUAACUCUAGUUUCUCACAAUAGUGCAAUACAGGAUGCUUUUUCUAUCCCAAUGCAAACAUUAAUAUUAUUGACGAAAAAUAAAGUGUUAAAAUGUC
Messenger RNA from Perca fluviatilis (European perch), 3027 nucleotides. RefSeq names its product inositol polyphosphate-5-phosphatase Kb (gene inpp5kb). Lineage: Eukaryota; Metazoa; Chordata; Actinopteri; Perciformes; Percidae. The record is from RefSeq and is a predicted model, not a curated record. Gene Ontology annotation, molecular function: phosphatidylinositol-4,5-bisphosphate 5-phosphatase activity; inositol bisphosphate phosphatase activity; phosphatidylinositol-3,4,5-trisphosphate 5-phosphatase activity. The coding region runs from base 591 to 2150 and encodes 519 amino acids. The transcript has 12 exons. Gene Ontology annotation, biological process: phosphatidylinositol dephosphorylation; negative regulation of peptidyl-serine phosphorylation; negative regulation of insulin receptor signaling pathway. Gene Ontology annotation, cellular component: endoplasmic reticulum; cytoplasm; plasma membrane.